GUUUACUCACCCCGAAUACUUUGGGCUCCCCCUUUUCGAUGCUUUCCCGGAGAGCUUUUUGUUUGUUUUGUAGUUUUUCCUCUACCUGAGUUGGGCUAGUGUUCACUGAGAGGUCCGUCGACACGGUCAAAGCCAUCCUUCGCUUUCAAAAUCUUAUAAAAACACCAUCUGGAGCUGUUUUGGACAUCUGGUCAGUCCAGCCCACUUAAGGCAAGUACCCCAAUUGAGUUUUAGGUGGGUUUUCAUGAUGUCGAGCAUCCAAAUGCCGUCUGCUGACUCGGAUCCUCCCAAAUUCCAUCGACUGUUCAAGUUUUAUGACCCUGAAGUGGUGGCACUUAUGACAAUAUUAUUAGGUUUGUUCCAGCUCCUCCUGACUAUACCAGCCUACAGCGUCAGCAUUGAUAUAAAAUAUUUCUUUAUAUGCCCCCUCUGUGUUGGUUUUGUGUCUGUGACUGCUGGAUCAUUUGGUAUGGCAUCUGAAAGAACUCCAAAGAGAGAACUGUUAAAAAACUCUCUGAUCUCUGGUCUUGCUGGCCUGGUGGGGACACUGAUUGGACUUGUUCUUUAUGGUUAUGCUGAAAGUAUCUCUCUGGACCUCCCUCCUUGCUCACAUGAAAUCCUUAAUGAAGAGUCUUGUCCAGAAGCAAUCUUUCAAAGUUUUUACAAAACCAUCUUUGGACAGCUGUUGUUUUAUAAUAUUGGAGCUCUUGUUCUUCAUUGUUUUCUAUCGUUUUCUGCAUUUAAAGGACUGAGAAUACAUUGAGAUUACAUUUUCCAUACACCAGGUGCUUCUCUUUUAGCCACAGAUGAUUAUGAGCAUCUAAUCCUGUAUAUUUUAUGUAGUAUUUUGGCUCAAAAUGAUUAACUGUUUUCUUUUCUUCCUCCCUUCUUCUUAAAAAUGUGAAUUUACAAUAUUGUCAUUUACAAAAAAAAAAAAAAAAAAAAUGGAGACAUGGAUUACACUGUAAACAUUUAACCCACUAUUACUGGAAAUGUAAGUUUAUUCUUUGUCAUUUUUUAAGUUAAAAAAACUAAUAAAAUCACAUAUUAUUGUGUCAAAUGAAAUGGAUAUAAUCAAAUGUGUAAAACACGAUGAUGAAAUCACACCGCUUUACAGUGCUUAUAAUUCCAAACGCUAAAAUAAUGUAUCUUUAGUGCUUUGUCUGUAAAUGUGUGAAACCAAUCUUUCUCAAAUAUUAAACUUUUAUUUAAAAAUAA
Carassius gibelio (silver crucian carp) is the source of this 1218-nucleotide messenger RNA. RefSeq lists its product as uncharacterized. The transcript has 7 exons. Gene Ontology annotation, cellular component: membrane. Bases 245 to 763 code for a protein of 172 amino acids. The record is from RefSeq and is a predicted model, not a curated record. Lineage: Eukaryota; Metazoa; Chordata; Actinopteri; Cypriniformes; Cyprinidae.